UAAAUAAAAGACACAUAUUUAAGGUUAAACUUUAAUACAUUUGCUAUUGCCGUUAUUCCUUUUCAUGCGCAGCAAAUACAGCGGAAGCAAUUAUAAAAAAUUGGCAUAACAUGACAUUUUUGCUACCGCGUACUGCGCAUGAAAAGGCACCUUAAUAGUUGUGUUGUGGUACUGUGAUUUUUUCUGGGUCGGAGAUCGGAAAAUCAAGCAGAAGAAUAAUAAGAAUAAUAGUUGUGUUGAUUUUUUAAAUUUAUGUUUAAAAUAUACAUCGGACAAAUAUUAUAGAUCAAGAAGUUGUAUAAGUUGGUACAAUGACAUUGUCAAGGGAAUUAUUAAAGCGGUUAAACUCAGAUGACUAUCCUUUAGCAAAGCGAUUAAAAUUAGCGGAAACUGCAUUUUGUAAAGUUGAUCUGCCACUUAUUCGGAAAGAAGACUUUCUUCUGGAGUGGCUAUGUAAAACUUGUGCCACGAAUCAUCAUACUUGGAAAGCUUUGAAUAAUUGUUUGAAAUUUAACCAUAUCAAAAAUAUUAGAACAGAUAUCAAAGAAUGUUUAGUUGAGAUGCUUGUACAAACAUUAAAGACCGAUAUGAAAGACAUGUAUGAAGAGGUCCUUGAAUGCUGCAGUUUAAUUUUUGUUAAUAAUAGUAUACGACAAUAUUUUACAACCAAACCAAAGAUUGUAGGCUUAUUGAUAAAAGCUGUGUUAAAUAACGUGUUGAAACGUUCUAGCUAUGACAAUAUAAUGCAAAAAAAGAUUAAUCAACUGUUUGAGCCAUGUAAAUUGUCAUCUGUGGAAAAUAACGCUGUAAUAACUAUUAUCGAAAGUCUGAUGCAAAUGUAUGAACAGCUGAUUACUAUGAGAGAUGAUUUGAGAUUAAUUUUUAUACAGGAUAUUUUAUAUCCUAUGUGUAUUUUAGUUGAUCACACACAUAGAGAUAAUACAAAUCAAUUUAGUAUAGCAGCAUACAAGUGUAUUCAACAAUUGCUGCUAGGAAAAAAUAAAUCUAUACAAAAUAAACAGACUGAAGAAAGUUAUGAAUUAAUGUUUUCAGAUUUAUUUUGUAUAUUAUCUGAAAAUGUAAAGACAUUAAAUCUUCAGAGUAAUCUUUUGACUUACAAGUUUAUUUUUAAUACCAUAAUAGGUACAUAUAAAUCAAAUACUAUUUUGUUGGAUACGUUUUUCAGAAAUCUAAUUAACUCUUCGGGAAAGUAUAAAUGGGAAAUUUUGGAUUCUUUCCUCAAACUACUGAAUGACAUAACACUUGACUUCGAUAAUAUCAUAGAUGGAAUCACAUUAACCGAGUAUUUUCAGAAUUUUAUAAGUGAGAUUUUGAUGGAUGAUGAUGUAUCAUGUGUGCAUUAUAGAGUACUUACACAACUUUCAUAUAUCAAUCCACUUUUGAUAGAAAAAAAUAUUCCGGAUAUUGUAAAUAAGAUACUUAUAAAAGAACAAACUACUGAUCAUACAAAUUUGUUAAUUGCAAUUUUAUAUACCAGCACAAAAUUAAGACGGGAGCAAAAGUUUAUCUCGCAGUUAUUAAUAUCAUUAAAGCAACAUGUUGCAACAAAAAAGACAUAUAAAGCAAAUACAUCUGCUUUUUUCCCAAGUGAAUUUAAAAUCCAAUUGAUAAAUGCGAUUAGUAAUUUUUCGAAUUCGCAAACUAUUGCAACUCUAAAAACAUUAAUAUAUUAUUUAAAUACAGAUUGUGUAGAAUUAUUACAGUCUAAUACUUCAUGUAAAAAUAUAUUGAUAUUAAAGACAACAAUAGAAUUGCUUAUUACACUUUUUGAAGGUAUGCAGAUUUUUGAAUAUACCAAAAUAUUAUCCACUCAUGAAAAAUUUAUCAAUUGCCUAGAUGAAGUAGGGAAUGCAUUAUCGCUGUUGAUAAAUAAGUCAUUGUGCUUAAGUUAUAACAAAACUGUUAUCAUAAUACUAUUAAGUGCAGUGCACUCAUUGAAUGAAAUACAGAAUAUGUUUACAUAUUACAUAUCGAAAGAUACUGUGUCAAAGAAACUACUAUUUCCAAUUCUGAAUGAUCCUUGGCAACAAUUAAUUCAAAGAAUUACCAAUUUUGGAGAAGAUAAUUGCAAGACUAUCAUGAAUAAACUUAUUUUACAUCGACUAAAGCUAAGUAUAUCAAAUAAACCUAUUAAACUUCAUGGUUUAAUAGGUGGCCUUGAGUAUUCCUGGAGUAUUAUUUUGAAACAUGACACAGAUAUGUUUUCCUUAUUAUAUGACAAAGAAAUAUCAAAAAUAACUUAUUUAUUGUUGACUGAUAUAAAAUCAAAUGAACAGAACUUUCAUGAAUUGUUUAAUAUAUUAGAUAAAGAAUAUCUUCAAGAAAAUAAACACUUUGUAAUGUGUCUCUUAAACCAUAUUCUUGUCCAAAUUGGACAAAGCUUUUCAUUAACUAUUACCGAAUAUAUUAACGUUAAACUGUUGAUGGAGAAUGGAUGUAACUAUAAAUUAUUAGAAGUUUUACAAAUGCUAAAAAAACAGAUAUCACAGGAACAAUGGAUGCAAAUGGCAAAUACAAUUUCUUUUGAAACUGAAUUAUAUUUAGAAAUAUUUCUUCAUUUACCAAUGAUAUAUUUCAGCCCUAAUAUAAGAACAUUAAUAUUUUUGAUUGUGUAUUUUAUUAGUAAAAAAUAUGAAAAAAAUGACAAGAUAUCGGCGUUAUGCAAUAUGAUAUUUUCAGAUUUACUAGAAAAGACUGGAAUCGAUCUAUUUCAGUAUAUAGAACCAAAAUUAUUAAUAAACCAAUUACCACAAAAUAAAAUAUUUUCGAAAGCUUGUGAGUUUUCUUUUCGAAAUGUAAGAACAUAUAGCACUUUAAAGAGACUCAUAAAAAGUUGCAUUCAAUGCAAGGAAGCAAUGUGCAUUAUUUUGGAAUGUAUGGAGGUUGUUAAAUCAAAAUUGGAUGCCGAACAAAAAGUUAUUUUUAAAAAGGCAGAAAAAAAAUUAGUUAAAACUAUUUUAAAAUUAUUACCUGAACAUAUAAAUGAUGCUUUUGAUGUAAGAUGUUUAAUAGCGGUGUUAAAAGUAACUUUUCAAACUAGAAAAGUUACUGACACUUUAAAAAGAUUAACUGAAGCAACUCUCGAAAAUAUAUUCAUGGCAAGAGAAAGUUUAAACAAUACAAAUAAUAAAUUAUUGCAACAAAGUGUGCAAUUGUCUAUCAUUGUUUUACAGCAUCGAAAAAUGUUUGAAAUCCAAGAUAUGAUCAUCAACUUAUGGUUUAUAAUAUUGAAGCAUCCUUAUAAGAAUUUGAUCAAACUCUUAUUAACGUCUACUAGAUUAAAAGAAUUUUACGAAUUCUUAAGACUAUUGCAUGAUCAAACGAUCAAUAGCUUGUCACAAAAAGAUGAAGCAGUAUGGACAAAUACAUUUGUCAUUUGGAGCAAUAUAAUUAAAAUAGAUAUGAAUGUUAAACGUAAUAAAGUGCGUUUGAAUGCGAUCAACAAUCUGUUGGAAACUAUAUUAACAUUGGAUAUGCCACACAGAUAUUGGUCAGGGCUAUUGAAUUUGUCUUAUGAUAUAAUCAGUACGAAACAUUUACUUAUUCCUGACAUUACGAUCGAUCUUAUUAUACUGAUCAGUUUAAAGUCAUUCGAUGAAGCGAAUAUAUCAUCGUGCGAAGAUGUGCUUGCUAUAUGCGGAGCAUUGAUCAAAGUCAAAACAGAUUUGAUAACAGACAGAUUACCUAAUUUAUUAUUAUUAUACAGACGCACAAUAAACAUCGUUGUUCAUGCAUCGAGAAACGUAGCCGAUAAAUUCGACGAGCAUCGAUUUAGAUGUUAUGCACUCGAUAUCAUAAAAUUGACAAAUAUGCUGGUAAAAUUGAAGAAAGCUAUGGUCCGAUUAAGUCCUUAUGUUAUUGCUGAUCUCUUGCAAUUAAUUGUGGAACGCACUAUACCAUCUUAUGUUAAGAUAGCUUUGCAUGAAUCUUUGUGUCAAUUAAUUAGCAUCUGUGAUCAGCAUGGACUCGCUUUUUUAUCUCGUACAUUACCAACAUCGUUACAGGAAGUUUUCAAAGUACAGUUAAAUACAUUCAAAAAGUUUUAUAAAUAUUCUGGUAAGAUUUAAAUAUCUCUCUAAAUUGAGUUUAAGAAACUUAUCUAAUUUUUUUAAAGAAAAAAUUA
Molecule: messenger RNA, 4144 nt
Organism: Trachymyrmex septentrionalis
Lineage: Eukaryota; Metazoa; Arthropoda; Insecta; Hymenoptera; Formicidae
Exons: 10
Coding region: 312-4088 (1258 amino acids)
Source: RefSeq, a predicted model, not a curated record